AUGGCAAAUAGUGAAAUGGGCCAGCUGAUCCAUCUACAAGGGUUUAUAUCCUCUUCAGGUUAUGCCAAAAUCAUUGGCAUCCUGCUAGCAGGUCUCUGGCUCUCUUUGCUGCUAUCUCAACAUCGAAAACCGAAAGUCCGCGGGGCGCCAACGUUCGGCAGUCACUGGUGGUGGGAGCCAGGCCUUCUGACGCAAUCUAGAUUCACCUUCGGCGCUCGUGAUAUCAUUGCAGCCGGAUAUCGUAAAUUCAAACAUAGACCAUUCGUAGUCAGACGUUUCGACGUUGAUAUUACGGUGUUGCCUAACAAAUACCUGAGCGAACUGCGUCUCGUCCCACCAACUCAACUGAGUGCAGUAAAGGCACAAGUAGAUAACCUUGGUCACAAAUGGACACACACAACCAUAAUGACCGAAUCCAAUCUCCAUUUCCGGGUUAUCCAGAACAAACUCAUCCCCGAGCUUCCUAAGUACUUAGAUAUUGCCAAAGAAGAACUAGACUAUGCAUGGGAGAUUGAAAUCCCCCACUCUAAGGAAUGGCAAGAAGUCAACAUUCAGCAGGUGAUGAGGAUGCUCGUGGCCCGGAUGUCAGCCAAAGUGUUCAUGGGCUACCCUGCUUGUAGAGACGUGGAGUGGUUGAAUCUUUCGAUAGACUUCUCAAUCGAUAUGUUCACAGCAGCUUUCACUCUGAGGAUGUUCCCGCCUUACACUCAUCCCGUUAUUGCUCAUCUCAUCCCAGCACGAUACAGGAUCAACCGGAAUCUCAAAACUGCGGAAAGAAUAAUCAGGCCGCUUAUGGAUAUGCAUAGAGCUGCCGCUCGGAAACGGGCCAUGGGAGAACAGGUAGACGAAGAUGACACGCUCUUGAAUUGGAUGAUGGACCACGGCGACGAGAAGGAGAAUGUUCCUGAGAACAUGUCGGUGCGACAGGCUAUAUUGACCCUAGCUAGCAUCCACACAACGUCAAUAGCGGUUGCAAAUAUCCUCUUCGAUCUUUGUGCCUGGCCUGAGUGGUUUCCCAUUCUGAGAGAAGAAAUCAGUCAGAUUACGGAUGAACUAGGGCCCAUCGAAUCAGGGUUAAGAUGCGGAGCAAAAGAUUGGCUUUCGCGUCUGGAAAAGCUUGACAGCUUCUUCAUUGAGAGCCAGAGGUUCAACCCACCUAUCUUGCUUGGACCCCAAAGAGUCGCUCUGGAGACUCUCACGCUGAAAGAUGGGACGUAUAUUCCCGCCGGAUCUAGAAUCUCCUGGGCUGGCCAUCACCAUCUGAAUGACCCGGCCGUAACUCCCGAACCGGAGCUCUUCGACCCUAUGAGAAGCUACCGAAAGCGCCAUUCUUCCGCAGACAACAUGAAUAAACACCUGGCGGGGCAGACCAACACAGAUAACGUAUCGUUUGGCUAUGGAAAGUUAGCUUGCCCAGGGCGAGCCUUUGCCGUGGGCGAAAUCAAACUCAUCCUCGCCCGACUUAUCCAUCAAUUCGAAUUCAAGUUCCCGGAUGGCAAGUCCCGGCCUGUCAAUAUGUACGCCGACGAAAAUGUUUUCCCGGAUCCCGAGGGCCGAGUUAUGAUGAGACUCAGACAGAGGUAAUAUUCGUAAAGAGUUACUACAUCUCAUUGUGGCAAGGUUGCUCGUAUAAUAAAGGGGCGGGUAGAGAAGAAGUCAACAUGAUGCAGUGCGAGGGAAAAGAGUUAGGGGGUUGAGGCAUAAAAAUGUAUAAAGGAAUUAAUUGAUACGGAGGGAUACAGCUGAAAUAUGAAAAUAUCAGAAGCUGGGG
Molecule: messenger RNA, 1771 nt
Organism: Annulohypoxylon truncatum
Lineage: Eukaryota; Fungi; Ascomycota; Sordariomycetes; Xylariales; Hypoxylaceae
Product: cytochrome P450
Exons: 5
Coding region: 1-1584 (527 amino acids)
Molecular function (GO): monooxygenase activity; oxidoreductase activity, acting on paired donors, with incorporation or reduction of molecular oxygen; iron ion binding
Source: RefSeq, a predicted model, not a curated record